Molecule: messenger RNA, 552 nt
Organism: Kickxella alabastrina
Lineage: Eukaryota; Fungi; Kickxellomycota; Kickxellomycetes; Kickxellales; Kickxellaceae
Product: ADP-ribosylation factor family-domain-containing protein
Exons: 1
Coding region: 1-552 (183 amino acids)
Biological process (GO): vesicle-mediated transport; intracellular protein transport
Cellular component (GO): cytoplasm
Molecular function (GO): GTPase activity; GTP binding
Source: RefSeq, a predicted model, not a curated record
AUGGGUAUGUCUUUUUCAGCACUGUUCUCCUUCAUGGGUAAGAGAGAGAUGCGUAUUCUCAUGGUCGGUCUCGAUGCCGCUGGUAAGACCACCAUUCUGUACAAGCUGAAGCUGGGCGAGAUUGUCACCACUAUUCCGACCAUCGGCUUCAACGUCGAGACUGUCGAGUACGGCAGCAUUAGCUUCACCGUGUGGGAUGUCGGAGGUCAGGACAAGAUCAGGCCUCUGUGGCGCCACUACUUCCAGAACACGCAGGGUAUCAUCUUUGUCGUCGACAGCAACGAUCGCGACCGUAUCGUCGAGGCACGCGAUGAGCUCCAGCGCAUGCUCAACGAGGAUGAGCUGCGCGACGCCAAGCUGCUUAUCUUCGCCAACAAGCAGGAUCUGCCCAACGCCAUGACCGCCGCCGAAAUCACAGAAAAGCUGGGCAUUGCCUCGAUGUCGCAGUCGCAGUCGUCACCUCGCCAAUGGUUCAUCCAGUCCACUUGCGCUACGACCGGAGACGGUCUGUACGAGGGUCUCGAGUGGCUGAAAAACAACCUCAACAACUAA